GGUAAAGAUGCAAAGAGCCACGAAAUCUUCUCAAUUGCGGGCCAUGAUUCUUUUGGAAUAGGUAACCUUUGAAAGUUUUGAUAUUGAUAUCUCUCAAUACAUGCUCAAUGAUUGCUUGACACUCACUUGAAUAUUCACUUCAAACGACAGCCUCAGUAUCAAACUCAAACCCAACCUUGACGACCGUACUCACCCAAAGCAAAUUGCUUCUUCCUCAUCUUCAUCUGAUCUCCAGAUACCCUUCAAACUGGACAUACUGAAACCUUCGCAACGACAUCGCCUAUUCGGAAUAUAUCCCUAGGUAGGACUAGGUAUUCAGAGCCUCAUACCUUUCUCCCCCGGAUUUUCAUGCAAAGGAAUCUAGAAACAGACACUUCCAACUGCCUCAGAUCCACUUGUUUGCAAAUAUCUACCUCAUAACUUCUCAUCGUUCUUACCUCAACUAUAUUAAAGAGUUUCUGUCCUCUCUUCCUGAACAUCAGCAUUCAAUCAACUCAAGCUACUACUACCGUAAUCCAUUAAUACUUAUUUGCACGAAACGAUCCGCCGGCGGUUCAUACAACAUCACUACAAAUACCCAUACAUUUGUUUUCCCAAGAAAACUUCUAAUAUCACCCAAUCAAACUCUCCAUCAACUUUCAGCCAAAAUGGAUAUGUCAACUUCAGACAUGGACAUGUCCACCAUGUCCACCACCAUGUCCAACAAAACCACAAUGGACAUGUCCAUGAUGUCAAUGACCUUCUUCAUCUCCAAAACCACCGCCCUCUACUCCACCAUGUGGACUCCAACAACCGACGCCGGCUAUGCAGGAACUUGUAUCUUUCUCGUUCUCCUCGCUACACUGUUCCGCGGACUUCUCGCCGUCAAAGCCUGGAAAGAAAGCGCAUGGCUUGCCGAAGAAACCAAUCGUCGCUACGUUACCGUUGCUGGGAAGGGCCCCAAAUCCGAGCGUAUAAGCAUAGACAGCGAUUCGAAGAAUAUGACACUUAGUGAGAAUGGUGUCGAGGAGAAUGUAAUGGUUGUUAAGACACGUAGCAUGGGUGUUAGACCAUGGAGAUUGACUGUCGACCCUGUGAGAGCGGUUAUGGAUACUAUUAUUGCUGGUGUCGGAUGGUUACUUAUGCUCGCAAUUAUGACUAUGAAUCUCGGAUAUUUCCUAUCUGUCUUGGGCGGUACAUUCCUUGGAAGUUUGGCAUUAGGUCGUUAUGUCAUUGCUUUUGAGCACUAGACAUAUCAAAUUACAAACAAACAACCUAUAGAUGUACUGCGGCAGGCAAGCAGCUUUAUGGGAUUUAAUUUAAUGAUUAUGAUCAUGAGAUAAGGAUGGAGGGUUGGAGAGGAGUUUAGGAUGACAAAGCGCACAUCAUUUCAAAUAGAGAAAUGAUUGGUGUUUUGACUUAAGGGGAGGAAUUUGGGUAUUAUGACUCGUUAAUGAAGCAUGAUUGUUAAAUUACCUGAUACGAUCGAUUACGAUGUGAUAAUUCUUUGUCUGGAUUUGGGAUUUUUGAAAGGGGAGUUGGGGAUUAAAAAGAUGGCAUAAGUAUUGCUUAUUAGCAUGAGCAUCAGCAUCAACAUCAGCAUGGAAGGGGUACGAUACGAAGAUCAAGAAGACGAGAGCUGGUAUAAAUUCAUACAGAUUACAUAUAUCAGAAAGAAGAAAACCCACUUGAAAAUAAGCUCUAUUCCCAUCUCGCGGCGAUCACAAACAUGAUGUCCUCACAAUGCACUUCAAUCAAACCCAACCUACCAUCUGAAAAACGCAUUCAAUCUCCAAAGAACUACCCUCCCAUUCUAAUUUCUAAAUCUAUGGUAAAAUCAUUUCAUAUUAUAUUAUAUCAUAUCACAUCAUUUCUUUCAUCACACCACAAUACUAAAUAGUUUCUGCGAAUACCCGUCACAGCUGCAGGAUGUACGACCAACCUCGUCUUACAAACUCCUGUUGUGAAUAUAUACUGCUUGGAGUUUUGUGCUGCGGUUUUUAUGGGGUGUGGGUUGGAUGGAUGGGGAGGGGGAGAGAGAGAGGGAGAGGGAGAGGAUAAAGAUGAGGAUGAGGAUAACUGGGUGUAUAGGAGGGGGUAGGGAUGUGAAGAUAUAGAUGGACAUGUUGUGUCAUUAUGUGUAUAAUUCUUAUACGUGAUGGUACGAGGUAAGGAGAGUUGAUAUGUCGGGUAUGUAUGAAGGCGACGCGCAUAUGGAAAUUGAGGGGUGAGGGAGGGAGGAGAUUAGGAGAUGGGUGAAGGUGCGAAUAGAUGGUGUAAUGGGUUUGGAAAUGGGAAAUGGAAGAUAGAAGAUAGAGGAUAGAGGAUAGAAGUAGAUAUAGAAGUAGAUAAUAGAAGUAGAUAAUAGAAGUAGAUAAUAGAAGUAGAUAAUAGAAGUAGAUAAUAGUAUUA
Botrytis sinoallii is the source of this 2391-nucleotide messenger RNA. RefSeq lists its product as uncharacterized. The record is from RefSeq and is a predicted model, not a curated record. Gene Ontology annotation, biological process: copper ion transmembrane transport; intracellular copper ion homeostasis. Gene Ontology annotation, cellular component: plasma membrane. The coding region runs from base 648 to 1229 and encodes 193 amino acids. Lineage: Eukaryota; Fungi; Ascomycota; Leotiomycetes; Helotiales; Sclerotiniaceae. Gene Ontology annotation, molecular function: copper ion transmembrane transporter activity. The transcript is spliced from 2 exons.